Molecule: messenger RNA, 2761 nt
Organism: Cinclus cinclus
Lineage: Eukaryota; Metazoa; Chordata; Aves; Passeriformes; Cinclidae
Gene: SKOR1
Product: SKI family transcriptional corepressor 1
Exons: 8
Coding region: 1-2577 (858 amino acids)
Biological process (GO): negative regulation of BMP signaling pathway; negative regulation of transcription by RNA polymerase II
Cellular component (GO): nucleus; transcription regulator complex
Molecular function (GO): RNA polymerase II cis-regulatory region sequence-specific DNA binding; DNA-binding transcription factor activity, RNA polymerase II-specific; SMAD binding
Source: RefSeq, a predicted model, not a curated record
AUGGAGGCGAUCGCCAGUCAGAUGGGAAAUGGGAGAGAUGCAAGCUCCUCCCCAAAUUCAAAGCAAGAGCUGCAACCGUACCAGGGCUCCAAUACCCUCAAGCCCAACCAAGUGGGUGAGACCUCCCUGUACGGCGUGCCCAUCGUGUCCCUGGUCAUCGACGGGCAGGAGCGGCUGUGCCUGGCGCAGAUCUCCAACACGCUGCUCAAGAACUACAGCUACAAUGAGAUCCACAACCGGCGCGUGGCCCUGGGCAUCACCUGCGUGCAGUGCACGCCGGUGCAGCUGGAGAUCCUGCGGCGGGCCGGGGCCAUGCCCAUCUCCUCCCGCCGCUGCGGCAUGAUCACCAAGAGGGAGGCGGAGCGGCUCUGCAAGUCCUUCCUGGGCGAGCACAAGCCGCCCAAGCUGCCCGAGAACUUCGCCUUCGACGUGGUGCACGAGUGCGCCUGGGGCUCCCGGGGCAGCUUCAUCCCGGCGCGCUACAACAGCUCCCGGGCCAAGUGCAUCAAGUGCAGCUACUGCAGCAUGUACUUCUCGCCCAACAAGUUCAUCUUCCACUCCCACCGCACCCCGGACUCCAAGUACACCCAGCCCGACGCCGCCAACUUCAACUCCUGGCGCCGACACCUCAAGCUCAGCGACAAGACGGCCACGGAGGAGCUGUCGCACGCCUGGGAGGAUGUCAAGGCCAUGUUCAACGGCGGCACCCGCAAGCGGACCUUCUCCCUGCAAGGGGCGGCAGCCGGCGGGCCCGGGGCCGGCUCCCCCGCCGCCAAGGCCACCCUGCACCCGCCGCCACCCGCCGGCCCCGAGCUGGCCCCGGCGCACAAGAGCCUGCGGUGCAGCGGGCAGGAGGCGGCGGGCGAGCGCGGAGCGCUGGGGCUGGCGGCGGCGGCGCACGGCGGGGCCGCGGGCGCGCACGGCGGGGCGGGCGCGGUGCGCAGCUACCCGGUGAUCCCGGUGCCCAGCAAGGGUUUCGGGAUGCUGCAGAAGUUGCCGCCGCCGCUCUUCCCGCACCCCUACGGCUUCCCGGCCGCCGCGUUCGGACUGUGCCCCAAGAAGCAGGAGGAGGCGCUGGGAGGCGCGGGGGGCGGCGAGGCGGGCAAGGGCGGCGCGCUGCCCCCCGGAAUGUUCUGGGGACCCCCGCAUCCCCACCCGCACCAGCCGGCCCAGCCGCCCCACCAGCCCGGUGCAGCCAAGGACGCCGGAGUGUACCCCUCGUUCCCCGUGUUCUGGCCGGCCGCCGGCAGCCUGCCCGUGCCGCCCUACCCCGCGCAGAGCCCGGCCAAGGCGGCCGCCACCGCCGUGGUGGUGGCGGCGGCGGCGGCGGCGGCGGCGGCGGCGGCCGAGCCGGCGGGGCUGGCGGGGCGGCACGGGGAGCUGGAGGGCUCGGAGCCCUCGGGCAGCGGCCGGAGCAGCGCAACCCCCCAGGAGGGCGCCGGCGCCGAGGGCGAGCGCUGCUCCAGCGCCUUGUCGCGGGCGGCGGGAGAGGAGGAGCGCUCCGGGGACGAGGCGCUGCUCGCCCCGCUGCCGCUGCCCAGGAAGGGCAGUUACCUGUCCGCCUUCCGCCCGGUGGUGAAGGACGCCGAGAGCAUCGCCAAGCUCUACGGCACCCGCGAGGCGUUCGGCGGCUCGGGCCCCCGCGGCCCCGGCUACCUCUCGCCGGACUUCCUCAGCGAGGGCAGCUCCAGCUACCGCUCGCUCUCCCCCGGGGGGGACACGGCCGAGGAGCCCGAGGUGGACGUGGAGUCCAACCGCUUCCCGGAGGAUGAGGAGGAAGAAGCCGCCGCCGCCGCCGUCCCCGUCGUGGCCCCCUCCGAGGGUCGGGAGCCGCCACCGCCGCGGCUGCUGGCCGGAGCGGAGGAGCCGCCGCCGCCCGCCGGGCCCGCCGGGCCCGAGGAGAAGCCGGGCGAGGCGGGGGCGCAGGAGGGCGGCCAGGUCCGCGAUGGCAGCCCCGAGCGCAGCGGCAGCAGCGGCGCCUACGAGGUGUUCGCGCCGGAGAGGGGGGAGCACCUGCAGCCGCUGAAGCCCGCAGCCUCGCUGGGAGCCCCCGCCGCCUUCCUCUGCACCCCCGAGGCCAAGGAGCAAGAUAAAGAAGACAAUCACCCCGCGGCAGAGGAUUUAGAGAACAGAAAAUCCUAUCAGGACCAAAGGAAUGUCUCUCAUCCCAGCCCUGUAAAUACCGACAGAGGUGAGGACGGGCUGGCCAUGGAUGUCACCGGGACGCAGCUUGUGGAAAAGGACAUCGAGAACUUGGCCCGAGAUGAGUUACAAAAACUGGUCCUGGAGCAAAUGGAGCUGAGGAAAAAGCUGGAGAGGGACUUCCAGAGCCUGAAAGAUAACUUCCAGGAUCAGAUGAAACGGGAGCUGGCGUACCGGGAAGAGAUGGUGCAGCAGCUGCAGAUCGUCCGAGACACUCUGUGCAACGAGCUGGACCAGGAGAGGAAAGCGCGCUACGCCAUCCAGCAGAAACUAAAAGAGGCUCACGACGCGUUGCAUCACUUCUCGUGCAAGAUGCUGACCCCGCGGCACUGCACGGGGAACUGCUCCUUCAAGCCGCCGCUGCUGCCCCAGUGAGCGCCCCCCGGGCCCCCCAGCCCCGAAGCCAUGCGGGCAGAGCCCACACAAGCCAUUCCCACGAGGAGACACUUGUACAUAGAGGACUCGGAGCCCGGCUUUGCUCCUCGGACGGGCCACAGGGCGAGGGGUGGUCCCGGGCUGGCCGGGGUGAGUGGGGGGAGAGCCGGGCCCUCACCCCCGC